GUUCAAUCAAGCAAUCAUUUCGAACUGUCAGUUACUAUGCCGCGCUUUCAUACUUUUUUGUAGAUAAUAAACAUUGACAGUUUUAUGGAUUCUGAAGUCUUCUAUUAAUACAAGAUAUUUCUUUACGUUAUUGACAUUCACUUACAGUAUUCUUAAAAGUUUAAUGCAUAGAUGUCUGAUCUAAGCAAUUCAGAACAUCUUAAAUCAAAAUGUAUUGAGAAGAUUUUGAAAUUGAAAUUCAAAAACACCAACACAAGAAUGCAAAAUGAUGCUGUAAAACUAGUAACAGAAGUGGUACGGAUAUUCAUUACAGAGUGUGCUGCAAGAGCUGCCAUUCAAGCACAGAGUGAAUGCAUUGGUGAAAGUGAUAUAAUUCCUGAAGUGAAUAACCAGCAUUUAGAAAAAAUUCUACCUCAGUUGCUCCUUGACUUCUAGCUUAUUUGACCGGAGAAAGAAAAAAAAGAAUUUUGUUGAUAGUAAAGCUUCUUAAAAUGGAAACAAUUCUUGAAAAGUUACUAACUAAUUAAACUUGCAUCAAUCUAUGAUUACUAAAUAAAAAUAACAUUAUAUGAAUAAAAUACUCACAAACAAUAUGUCAGGAAUUUAUUUA
Molecule: messenger RNA, 610 nt
Organism: Argiope bruennichi
Lineage: Eukaryota; Metazoa; Arthropoda; Arachnida; Araneae; Araneidae
Product: centromere protein X-like
Exons: 6
Coding region: 172-435 (87 amino acids)
Biological process (GO): DNA repair; replication fork processing; resolution of meiotic recombination intermediates
Cellular component (GO): Fanconi anaemia nuclear complex; FANCM-MHF complex
Molecular function (GO): protein heterodimerization activity
Source: RefSeq, a predicted model, not a curated record